This is a messenger RNA of Entrophospora candida, 1293 nucleotides long. NCBI's taxonomy places the organism in Eukaryota, Fungi, Glomeromycota, Glomeromycetes, Entrophosporales, Entrophosporaceae. The record is from the annotation of a GenBank genome assembly.
AUGUAUAAACUAGGAUUACGCAAAGCAAUUUGUGAUUCUUUAAAAGCUAACUUCAACAUUAUAACACCAACAAGAUGUCAAAAUUUAAUCAUUCCAAAAAUUUCUCGAGGUCAUGAUUUAUUUGUUAAAGAUUCUACUGGAUCUGGUAAAACUUUUGGAAUUGUUUUAGCUUUACUUAACAAAAACAGAUCUUUUCAUAUCAAUAACAAAGAAAAUCAUGUAAUACAAACACCAUUAAUAACCAGUAUUUUUAUGGUACCAAGUCGUGAAUUAGCAUAUCAAAUUGAAUCUUGGAUUUAUCAAUUGUUAGGUCAUGAAAAUCUUCCAAUGAAUUUAAUUGUUCAAACUGUUGUUAAAUCAACUGAUGCUGAAGAAGAAAUUGCUCAAUUAAAGCUUUUGAAAGAAAAAAAACCUCAUAUUCUUGUAUGUACAGCAACUAGAUUACAUGAUAUUAUGAAUAUGGAAGAUUACUUGAUAGAUUUUCAAGGUGUAAAAACUAUCGUGCUAGAUGAAGCUGAUCACUUGAUUAGAUUGCCCGGAAAACAUGCACCAAUAAAAAAAAUUCGAUCCAGAAUAAAUCAUCCCAAACCAGCUGAAUUAAUAAUGAAAAAACUUUUUUCAUUACUGGACAAUGAGGUUUCUUCUGAAAAUAAGCCACAGGUGAUCGUGUCAUCUGCUACCAUUAAUCAUGCACUCAAACAUUAUUUCACAGAAAAUAAAUAUGUUACUAAACCUGAAGAUAUUAACAUAAAUCAAACUAACACAUUUACGCCAACAGUUUCACAUCAUUGCCUAGUUAUUAAUUCAAAACAAAUUAAAAAUUUAAUGUCUUAUAAUUACCAAAUAAAUAGAUAUAAUAAUAAUGGCUAUAAUAUUUCAGAAAGAAUUCAAUCAUUUGAUGAUGACGAUGAUUUAAUGUUGGAUAGCGUUGCUGGUGUUUUUGAAUCGGAUAAUGUUAAAGCUGAUGGCAAAGAUACUAAGUUUAUUAAAGAUAUUGGAAUGGAAAAAUCAUCGCCAUUUUUACCAGGUUUAAAAAGUGAACAAGAACGUCAAAUUUUAUAUGUUGCACCAGAAUAUUUAGCAAGAGGUAUUGAUAUUCCAUGGCUAUCACACGUUUUCAUCUUGGGAUUACCUUCAUCAGCAAGUGAAUAUUUACACAUGUCAGGUAGAACUGGCAGAAUGGGUCGUAAUGGUAAAGUAUUUUCUUUCAUAAGAGAAGGCAAAGAGAAUAGCAUGUCUAAAUUAUUUAAUUUGAUUAAAGUGCCUAUAAUUCCUUAUGGGCUUAUUGAAUGA